AUGAAAAUAAUUGCAGACAACGUGAUUGUAGCGCCGCCCGUAGAAGAAAAUAUUAAGCGAAAUGACGAAGCGUUGGACGUCACGCCAACCAAGGGAAAGGAUGUCACUCUCCCUUUUUGGGACUCGUUCGUCAGGCUGGACCCGGGAGUCACUCCGGCAAUACCCGAACCUCCACGAGCGGGCAUCUUGAUGCGAAUCAUAAACGCCAUUAAUACAUAUAAAGUGGCACACAAUGGUCAACUUAUUAAGUUAGAAUCAAAUAUUCUUGGUGCACAAACCUUAAUCGUAACUGACGAUGAUGGAUCUCUUGAAUCUGCUGAUGAACAACCUACUGCUGCUGUCUUAGAAAAUGGUAAUGUCACUGGAAUUGUUAUGAGUAAAACCAACGACACAAACAUUACACAAUAUGAGCUCAGACCAAACAAUAAUGCUACUCAAUUUUUUGUUGUACAACCAAUUAAUGAUUUAUUUACAACUACAACAACUGUUAAAAGACCAAUUGUACCWCUUACUAGUGAAGUUUCCAGAAAACGAGUAGAUCGUACUGUUGUAACAAGGGAUGCUAAAAGACGAUUAACACAUAAUGAAGUAGAACGUCGAAGACGUGAUAAAAUAAAUCAAUGGAUAAUGUAUAUGAGCAAAAUUAUACCAGAUUGUGCAGAAGAAAACAAAACUAAUUAUGAUAACCAGAGCAAAGGAGGAAUUCUAGCUAAAGCAUGCGAUUAUAUUAAUGAAUUAAAAUCAACUAAUCAAAGAUUGAUGGAUUGUGUGAAACAAAUGGAGGCCGUUAAUAGGCAAAAUGAUGAAUUAAGAAUGGAAAAUGAAGAAUUGAGAGGAAUUUUAUCACAACAUGGAUUAUUAUCUGAAAGUUUUGUUUCUAGGGAUGGUGACUCGUCAUGAAAAUUAUUGGAAGUUGUAAAUUAGCUAAACUGAUUUGAAYUUAAUUUUUUUAAUUUUAUUUAAAACUUUUGUUAUACUGGAAAGACCAAUAUUC
Diuraphis noxia (Russian wheat aphid) is the source of this 994-nucleotide messenger RNA. Its product is annotated as upstream transcription factor usf. Gene Ontology annotation, molecular function: RNA polymerase II cis-regulatory region sequence-specific DNA binding; DNA-binding transcription factor activity, RNA polymerase II-specific; protein dimerization activity. Gene Ontology annotation, biological process: regulation of transcription by RNA polymerase II. The record is from RefSeq and is a predicted model, not a curated record. Lineage: Eukaryota; Metazoa; Arthropoda; Insecta; Hemiptera; Aphididae.